Molecule: messenger RNA, 2345 nt
Organism: Porites lobata
Lineage: Eukaryota; Metazoa; Cnidaria; Anthozoa; Scleractinia; Poritidae
Source: the annotation of a GenBank genome assembly
GGUGGUUUUAAUGCAUCAACUAUUCUUGGCAACGACAGUAGAUACUUGGAGAAUUUAGCGUCGUUUUUGGAGCCCGUGAUCAAUAGCUCAGUCCGUAGUAGGUUUGUGAGGUGUUGGCACGCUAUAGAGGACGGCUGGGCGGCGUCUACGUUCCACGGCAACUGUGAUGACAAGGGACCCACUGUGACUAUCAUUCAAGUCGGCAGUUUAAUAUUUGGUGGAUAUAGUGACUUAUCAUGGAAAGAGCCUGGUGAGUACAUGUACCAGAAGGAUCAGGACUUGUUUUUUGUUUGCUAACAAUGAAGAACGAUAAAGUAAUACAGGGAGAAAGUAAUUCCUCAGCAAUCAGAAUUGACCAUUUUCAUGAUGACGUCACUUGAUAUAAGUAACAGACGUUUGUUUUUCUCUACUUCGCAAUUUAAAUUAAAUUAUCCCGGUCAGGUUUAAAUCUUAUAAGAAUCGAUUUAGAAAUACAUUUCCUUAAAACAAAAAUCAAUGAUAAAAAAGAAACUUGUCUUCAUGUCAUCAUUAUCAAAGAAAAUAUAUAUUUCCAAGAAUUGUGUUGAUUUCUUAUGUUUUGAUAAUGAUGACCUAAAACCAUCCCCAAGUUACUUUUUUAUCGUUGAUUUCAUUUUUAAAUUACAACAUCAAUAACCAAAAUCUUGCAAAAUUUGGUUUCGCCCUCUCCCUACAAAAACCCAUUAAGGGACCACUCCACAGGAGAGGACGCUUCUGGUCCCAGCCUAAUUUUACUGAAUCAUGUUAAUUUCUUAUCUUUUGAUAAUGAUGACAUGAAACCAUCGAAACGUCAAUUUACUUUUUUAUCGUUGAUUUCAGGUUUAAAUCACAACAUCAGUAAACAUAAUCUUGCAAAAUUUGGUUUCGCCCUCUCCUUACAAAAAGCCAUUAAGGGGCGAGUGGAAAGGAGAGAACGGCUCUGCUCCCAGCCUAAUUGUACUGAAUUAUCUUUAAAGCUCUCUAACUAUGAACUGCGAACUCUUUUUAAUGAAGCAAAUUGUGGCUUACGAAUUACCCCCUCCUCCCCCCCGGGGGUCACGGUAAUCACAAGGAUUAAAAAAGGAAAAUUUUCCAUUAAUUGUAAAACGCCAAUGUAGUUACAUCCAUGAACAUUCAUAAGCAAAAUUACCUUUAAAAGCUGAAUGAAACAGAAUCAAGUGGUUCAGCCAUGCAGAGGUUGAAAAACAUGAUCAGGUGCAUGUGUGAUACUGUCUGUCAUUUGUAUUUUAUGGAAUUUAAUUAGGUUUCAGGCUUUGUUAUAAUUCAAUAGAUCUGAAUUCAGUUAUGAUAUCACGUUAUACAUUCUAGUUUGCACCAUGCUCUUUUCUACUAACACUGAGGGAUUCCAGUUUAGGGAGAGUUCCCUUUCUGCUCAUAGUAGUUUGUUACUCCUCUAAAAUUGCCUAACUGUUUCUAAAAUAAUUUUCUCCUCCCCGACUAAUUUCAAACUCAAUACAGUGUCAUUACUGUUCUCAGCAAGACAAUAAAUGGAUGUGUAGCCUGAGAAAACAGCCGACAUUUGGCGACGCUACCGCUGGAUUCCCCGCCAAAUGACGUCUGAGAAACAAGCGCAGAAAUUCCAUACUCAUGACGCGUCACUACCAGAUCUGGGUAAUGCUUCUGAUUGGUUGAAUCAAAUUUCCCAGGCGGUAGUGACACGUCGUCAGUAUGGAAUUUCUGCGGCCGUUUCUUAGUCGUCAUUUUGAGGGGAAACCAGUGGUAGCGUCGCCAAAUGUUGGCUGUUUUCUCAGGCUAACGGAUGUAUGGCUCAUAACAGGAACUUUGAAAACCUUAUACAAAUACAGCAAAUUUUAAAAAUAACAGUAAUUCAUGGGUUGUCUAGGAAUGUUUGUAUGUCAAGCCGGACUUGCACUCACUAUUUUAAACUGAAGUCCGGAUCAUUGAAUAUUCCUAGAAGCAGAUUUUUUGUGACCGCCUUUACUAAGGUCAGUAAGAAUUGUAAAAAAUUUCGUCAUUAUCUCCCAGGUGGUUGUCGGUUUGGAUAUUCAAGUAAAGCCUUUAUCUACUCAUUGACCAAUAACAACGGUCCUGGAAGCGCGGUGUACAAUCCUGUUAAGCUGCAAGUCAAGCCUGAUAGUUACCAGUAUGCUGUAACAAGGUGUAAUGUUUAUGGACCAACAUUUGGCUCGAAUGAUAUUCUAAUAACAAACAACGCUGCAAGUAAACCGGAUUCUUCAACUUCUUGUGGCACGUACUACCCCCUCCCCUCAGGGUAUUCUUUAUCUGGUCGCAACUGUAAACUCUAUGCUGGAAGCUACCGAUUCACGCCAACAGAUAUCGAAGUAUUCUAUGAAACAACCACAUAA